AUGGGGCUGCGGUCAUCUGACAGCCCUACUGAAGUCCAAGAGGGCCUCAGGCACCUGUCCCGAUGCUCAAAGUGGCAGCGCAUCCUGUUCUCCCCAGGGGACCUCCAUCCUCCAGGACGUCAGAGCAGCUUCUUCACAGGUUCUUUUCUGGUCUGCGGUGUAACAGAACAGACGGCGCAGCCCCGGGCUCAGCGCUGGACGGGCCGGAGGCGCUCGGCGCAUAGCGCGAGCGACGCAGGCCCACAGACGUUGGCCGGCUGCGUCCUGCCGCGGUGGACGAGGAGCCACCCUCUCCCGGGCGGGACCCUUAUCUCCGCAGGCCCACACCCAGGCCCGGGAGGCGGUGAGCCCGGAGCAGAGGACGGGCCGCUGCCAGGGGCGCAGCCCUCGCGGUGCGCCCCAGGCCCCGAGGUCUUUGGUCCCGGCCCCGCCGCCCCUCCCAACCCAGCGGCCCCCUCUCCGCCGCCUACGCCACCCCGGCCGUGGCGCCGCAGCGGGGUCCGGGAGCGCAGCGCUGCGGGCGAGGGGAUCAGGGCGGGCGCAGCCCCGGGGUCUGCGCCGGCCGCCUGCCUCUCCGCUGACCCGUGUCCCCCGGCGGCCGGCGCCGUCCCCAGGCCCUCCCCUCCCCAGUCUAGCGCCUUCCUCUCCAUCGAGCCUUUCGCCUCGCGCCCCUGGCCCACUUCCCGGCGGCUCGGCCUGCCCGGCAGACGCACCGCCCCAGCCCACCCUCGCCCACCCCCGACUGCGACGCAGCUGGUUGCUAACGGGGGCUUGGCUUUGCUCUUGUUCAAGCACGUUUCCGUCGGUGACACAGCCGUCUCACCCCGGGGCUCCAGCCGAGGUGCGUCGCCCUGGCUGUCGGCUUGGGGGUGGGGAUCCCGUGGGGUGCGCGCCCCUCCACACCGCGGGCGGGGUCUGCUGGGCCGGCGUUGGGGCGCUCGCGGCUGGGUAGGCAGGCCCACAGGACGCCUGUCCCCGGCCUGGCUGACGCGCUGCCUGCGGAAAGGCAGAGACACGCGAACCCCAGGGGAACAGAGCAAGGAGAACCCCUUCCCCUGGAGACCGCGUGGGCGCAGCCUGACAUCUACCUGCCAUCAGCUUCCUCCUCUCGGGCCUGAACCCAGGGGCCGAUCACUGGGGACGUCGCGUGCACCCUGGGGCGCGCGCCGCCGGCCCCCACCGCCCUGCCGUCCUGGCACCUGCGAGGGGCGACGGGGGCUCCGAGACGCGCUUGCACCUCCGCGUCCCGGGGCAGCAGGCGCUGGAGGAUUCGGGCAGCCAGCUGCCCACCCGCCUGGCCUGGCGCUCUGCCCUGCCCCCGCCCCGCGCACUCUCCUGAGGGGGUCGGGCAGCCGCGCGCUCCGUGGGGCCUCGGCCCGCGGGGACCGGGCAGGCGGUGCCCGGCCCGGGACGAGGUCGCCUGCCGGCCGCAGCGCGGGACCCGAGGCACAGCGCGCCGGGAGCCCGUCGGCGUCCGGGCGCAGGCGGCCGCGGGUUCCGGUCAGGGACGGAACCGGGCCCCGCCGCCAAGGGCCAGGCUGGCUCUGGGGCGGGGCGGAGGCGCGGGGCGCCUCCCUGGGCUGCGCGCCUGCAGCUCCUUCCCAGGUCGCGACCCCGACAGGCCGGCGGCUGGAAGAAGGCCCCGGACAGCACCGCCCGGAACACGCUCGGGUGGGAAGGGCCUUCCUCCGUGAAGCACAGCCUCAGCCGGCUCCAGCCUGUUCCGGCCCGUCGCGGGGGGGCGGGGGCGGCCGCGGCGGCGGGAGGCGGAGCGCGCGGGGGAGGGCCGUGCCCCGGCGGGGCAGGAAGGGACCCCCGCGGCGGCGGAUCGCCUCCCGGGGUCAGUUCGAGGAUCCGAACGCGCCGGCUGAGCCUUCCCGGCCUCCGGGGCUCACGGGAGUGAACGGGAGGCGGCGGCCGGCGGCCCUAAACUUUGCCUUGGGGAGAAAUAUCCAGCUUUCACUGACACGCCCCGCGCACCGCCGAUCGCUCAAACUGCUCCCCAAAGAAGGUGCUGGUGCUGAGCAGCAGCGUGUGGACCUGCUUCAUGACAAGAUGUACCUGGAAUACCAAAAACAAACUCCUAGAGGAGAAACUCCAAUGAUAUCUUUAUCCACAAAGCAAAAUACUCCUCAAUUCUGUUCUUGUUAUAAGGCUGUUCUCAUCUCACAUGAGUAUUUCCACAGGAACAAGAAGCAACAGCAAUCUACAUGAGUUCUGUUGGGAAGCUCAAAGAAAACAGGUAAGACCAUUCCCAUUAAAUUGUACUGCCUGUGGGUUAAAGACUUGAUCUAAGUUAGAUAUAAAGGAUAAGUGUUAUGAAACAAACAAUCAGGAAUUAAAAACAAAAAUCUGCCAUUUAACAUGGACCAGCAUGAGGUUUUUCUGCCCUGAAGUUAGAGACUGCCUCUACAUAAUCACAUUAGC
Manis pentadactyla (Chinese pangolin) is the source of this 2427-nucleotide messenger RNA. RefSeq names its product collagen alpha-1(I) chain-like. Bases 1 to 2214 code for a protein of 737 amino acids. The transcript is spliced from 4 exons. The record is from RefSeq and is a predicted model, not a curated record. NCBI's taxonomy places the organism in Eukaryota, Metazoa, Chordata, Mammalia, Pholidota, Manidae.